UAAAAAAAAAAAACCAACGGGUCCGUACAAAAAACGCAAUGGUUGAACAAUGAAGGGUAAAUACCAGAUUGGCGCUGAGGAACUCACUCAACAAUGGGGAUAACUUCGACUGAGGAGAUUGAGUAUGAUCAAACGAAAGCUGAGUACAACAAUGGCGGAGAUUCAUGGAGCUCAUCAAUGAACUGGACGAUCUCUCGUGGUUCUCUUGAAGAUUCCAUUACUUUUGAGUCCUCCGAUCCUCAGAUCGAUGCUGAAUCUACUCAGAUAUCACCGCUUAUUCUUCACAGACCUUCGCCGGAUUCCUCCCCUUGCGAAAUCAAGUUAUGCUUUAUGCAAAAGCAUGAAAUCAGGCAGGUCUAUGUUCGGAGUACUGCUCGUGUUUAUGAGAUAUACUAUGCACCUACUCUGCAGAGCGACAAUGAGUAUCUAUGUACCGUCCGCUGUAGCAUAGCUGAACGAGAUGGAGAAUUUCUCCAAGCUAAUGAGAUUGAAGUAGUUACCCCGCAAUGUUUGGAGGAUUAUGUAGGAAAACCAACAAAAGGUAGAGUCGCAGCUGAAGCCAAUUGCACAAGGGAAGAUGAUUGGGUUGAGGUUAAGGUUCCUGAUGGAAACGGGGUAAGCUGCCUGCAAAAGCACACAACUGGGAAAGAACAAAGAAGUAUUGAGGAUUUAUACGAGGCCACAGCAGAAAUUAGUGAUGCAGAUCCCUGCAUGUCACUUACAAUUCGCUUUUUAUCACUUCCAAAUAAAGAUUCUCUAUGCAUCGACGAAGUUUACAUAUUUGGUGACCCUAUUGACUCUAACGAGGUAGAGACCCCAGCAGCUCCUAUGGAAAACCAAGCUAGUUCUUUUAUGGCCAUGCUUGUUCCCACCCUUCUGCAACUAUCUAAAUCAGGCGUCAGCCAGAAGCAGCAGGAGAAAGAUGUUUCUGAUAGUCAAAGAAAGGAAAAUGAAGUGGGAAUCGCAGUGAGGGCAUCUGAUUUUUCUGAUGCCAAUAAAGAAAAUGAACAGGAAAAGAAGAUGAGUGCUGAUCAUAUAGUGCAGUUGGAUGUCACUGACAAGCCUGUAGCAAAACCCACUCAUUCCAAUCCUCUGAUACACCAGGAGUUAAGUAGAGAGAACCACAAUACCUCCACCACGAGUAAUGAUGCUUUACAAGGUCGUAUUGUAGGAGCCAUUGAACAACUUCUUGACCGAGUGAGCAGAAUUGAAAAUAUUUGCUUGAGAUUUGAAGAAAAGAUGGUUAUUCCAAUGAAUAGCAUGGAGAUGAGACUUCAACGACUGGAGCAGCAAGUAGAAACUCUAGCUAAAAGUUCCCAAUUUUCUGGAGUAGCUUCCUGCAAUAGAAUAACAGCUCCUUCAUUUACUGGCAGUGAGUCCAAUUCUAGCUCUUUGUAUAAUGAUGGAAGUGAAUAUCGUUCAUGUGGGGUAUUGGAGCUGGAGAAAAAGGAUCCCCCUUGCAAUAAGUUGUCCGAACCUUCUGAUGACAUUCCUGUUUCUUCUAAUCCUUCACAUGUUCUUCCAAAUCUUGUGAUUUCUGCCCCUGAGUUUUCAUGUGGAGAGGAUGAAGAAGAAAAUGAUAUUGUUGAAUCAGUAAAGAUAUCUUCUCAAGAGAAGCAAAAGCAAGUUUUAUCUAUUGAUGAUGCUUUAGCUGCAGCACUUUCUGGAUUUUUGUCCACGUCCCACGUUCUUCCACCAGAUGAAGGGACCUUGGAAGUUAUUGCGUCUGGAUCUAUUAGUGAGGGAGUGAAUGAGAAGAAUGAGUUUUCAGAAUCUACCCUAAGUGCUUCAGUUACCGCUCACAACUGUACUCUGGAGGGAAAUGACGACGACAAACCUUCAAAGUAUACUCAAAUUCUUGCAAUUGCAGCUCCUGACUUUACCGAGGAGGAGGACGAAUUUGAGAAUGCAAAUACAAAAAAUGAAAUAGCUUCUCCAAGCACUGGAAGUCAGGACUUUGUUGACCUUAACAGAAGCAAGAGAGUGGAUAACGCAAGUUCAACUGUUGCUUCUGAGACAUAUGCAGAGCAUGAGAAAUUUCUCCAUGAGAAUGUUCAGCUUAAGGAAACUUCUGGAGUAAUUGGUUCGAAAGAUCAUGCUUAUGCACAAGAAAGUAUCUGCAGAUCACAGGAUAAUCCCACUGCUUGUCCUUCAGGUCAAGAUGAUAAGGUUUCAGAGACUAAUGUAAGAGAUUCUACUAAUGAGCCACAGAUGAAUUCUCAUAAUCUAGGAAAUGCUGCUGAAUCUGAAGAAUGUGAUCCUUCAAAAGGUUCUCACUUGGACGUUAUGCAAAAUGUUUGUGAAUAUCCAAGACCUUCUGCUCUAGAUUUCGACAUUCCCAUCUUAGAUGUGAAGUUCACAGCCAAUGAAGACGGUGAUUCCAAGUUCUCACUAGAAGUUCUUUUAGGUGACAAGACAGAUGUUAAUGUUGAUGAAAGCACUAAUAAUGCUGUCACUAGUGAGGGAACAACUUCCACUGAUAUGAAUGAUGAAGAAUUACUGAAGUGUUUUGCAGGCGAUAGCAACACUCUGGUGGAUUUUGGAUUUUAUGCUGCAGAUACAUUCACUAAUUCAGAUGGACACAGUAAUCCGAGUAUAUCCAGCAACCACGAGGUAGUCAUCGGUCUCAUCUGAGACCUACUUUUCGCAACGUGUAUAGUUGUACUGGCAAUGCAUGUCAAUUACCAGGAGAUCCAUAUCCAUAUGAGUGGCCAGAGUUGGUGGGAACAGAGAUCAUACAUGCCAAAUACAUAGUAGAACAUACCAAUCUUCGUGUUACAGGUAUCGUGUUAAAUUAUCUGAUACAUGUUGUAAUCGUGUUUGGCUUUGCCCUGAUGAACAUGGUUUUGUUAAAUAUCUUCCCAAAGUCUGUUGAUAAAAUCAGAGCAUAUAUAUAUCGAAGUUGUAAUCCUCAACUUUUAUAAUACUAAAGUCCUUGUUAUGUAGA
This is a messenger RNA of Solanum lycopersicum (tomato), 2947 nucleotides long. RefSeq lists its product as uncharacterized. The record is from RefSeq and is a predicted model, not a curated record. Lineage: Eukaryota; Viridiplantae; Streptophyta; Magnoliopsida; Solanales; Solanaceae.